AUGGGAGGUUGUCCUCCGUUUGCCGUGUUGGUGUCGCCAGAACACCUCCACUCACUACACACAUACCGCGAGCCACAACUACGGGACGGUGACGGCGAGAGGCCCCAGAGUUGCACUCGCAGCACGUUGUCGCGAGCAUACUCUAAUCCGAGUGGGUACGAUCUCUCCUCUGUUGUGGUUACUGCUAUAGGCGGCAAAGAGUUCCACUGGAUGCUGGCUCUGCGAUAUCAGCUCAAUCCAUAUCGUGUACAUUAUUUACAGCCACGACGGAGCUGUGAUGUUAUCGUUUAUGAGUCUGCGCACCUUCGUGAGGUGUUUGUUGAGACGGUGCCUCUGCAGUGCGGGGCCACGGGAUUUGAGUGGUCGGAUGCCGAUGCGUUGCAUGGUGUGUGUGGCGUGAACGUGUACACGCGGGCUGAGGGUGUCUUUUCUCCACCUGGCACCAGAGUUCCCGUGGGAAAGGGUAACAACGCCAGCCUCGUGCUCAUCUACUCCACAAUUCCCAGUGUCAGGGCCGAGCUUCAGUGCUCGUUUGACGCAAAACCUCAGAGCCCAUGGCUGAUAGUGGAGGAUGCGUUUAUUGAAUGGGGUACGUUGGGCUGGCUUAGCCUGAACGAGCUGCAAGAGAUGGGUGUGCUGCGCAGCGAGGACGUUGGCAAUGAUCUCUUUGACCUGGUGUUGUGCGUUUGA
This is a messenger RNA of Trypanosoma theileri, 690 nucleotides long. RefSeq lists its product as uncharacterized. Bases 1 to 690 code for a protein of 229 amino acids. The record is from RefSeq and is a predicted model, not a curated record. The transcript has a single exon. Lineage: Eukaryota; Euglenozoa; Kinetoplastea; Trypanosomatida; Trypanosomatidae.